Messenger RNA from Plasmopara halstedii, 228 nucleotides. RefSeq lists its product as uncharacterized. NCBI's taxonomy places the organism in Eukaryota, Oomycota, Peronosporomycetes, Peronosporales, Peronosporaceae. The transcript is spliced from 2 exons. The record is from RefSeq and is a predicted model, not a curated record. The coding region runs from base 1 to 228 and encodes 75 amino acids.
AUGAAUCGCAACCCAUUAAUAUCGUGCCGGGAAAAUUGGCCAUUUUCUGAGAUUGUUAUGAAAGCCGUGCCUGGAGACAAGAUUUUCAAAUCGCGUUUUCGGGGACAUCUCGCCGCCAGCCAAUUUUGCAAGUUAUAUAUGCUUUCGGAGGUUUCGAAGUACGGUCAAUGUUGCCAGAUUUCAUCCAACCCUCAAUUAAAGCUUAAGCACAUGACCUCAUUCCUCUAG